Messenger RNA from Penicillium soppii, 1494 nucleotides. RefSeq names its product MFS transporter. Gene Ontology annotation, biological process: spermidine transport; spermine transport; transmembrane transport. The transcript is spliced from 4 exons. Lineage: Eukaryota; Fungi; Ascomycota; Eurotiomycetes; Eurotiales; Aspergillaceae. Gene Ontology annotation, molecular function: spermidine transmembrane transporter activity; spermine transmembrane transporter activity. The coding region runs from base 1 to 1494 and encodes 497 amino acids. The record is from RefSeq and is a predicted model, not a curated record.
AUGUCUGAAGUGAACAAAGACCUGGAAGCUGGUGCGCGUGGCACUAUAGACGAUGGUGAAUAUACAUUCGACGAUGAACACGCUGUCACGCCAGAGAAGCUAAAUGAUGAUCAAACUUGGAAAUGGGACGAUGAUCCUAAUAAUCCUUACAACUGGCCAUCAAGGCAAAAAGUUCAACAAACCGUUAUGAUUUCAGCUGCGGCUUUCACAACUUCAAUUAAUGUAUCGAUAUUGAGUCCCGCACACUCCCAAUUUAUGGAAGAGUUUGGAGUUGGCAGCACGGUCGCUAUCUUACCAUUGUCGCUCUAUGUCCUUGCGCUGGGCCUCGGUCCUGUCGUUGGAGGACCACUUUCUGAGACAGUCGGGAGAUAUCCAGUAUAUAUUAUCAUGAUGCUUCUCGGCACUUUGUUUACCAUGGGUGCCGGUUUCACUCCUACUUUUGCUGGACUCUGCGUUCUGCGUUUCCUCGCUGGGUUCUGCUAUGCGCCGACUUUGGCCAUUGCUGCGGGCACCAUCAACGAGAUCUUCCGGCCUGUGAAACGUGCGAUUCCAUCGACUAUCUUCAUUCUCAUGCCAUUCUUGGGUCCUGGUUUAGGGCCCGUCAUCGGAAGCUUUGUUGUCAAUCGAAAGGGUUGGCGCUGGACCCAAUGGACAAUAGUUUUCUUUUCCAUUGCCACCAUGCUCACAAUUGGUCUUGCCAGAGAGACUUUUCAUCCUGUUAUUAAGCGUCGUCGCGCUAAAGAACUGGGUCAUGAACUUCCUCCAAGCUUACCACUCGCCUCGAAGAUACGACUUUUCGCGACUGUUGCUCUCCUCCGUCCUCUUCGCAUGCUGAUUACGGAGCCCAUUGUCUCUUUGAUCUGUCUCUAUGUCGCAUGUGAAUUUGCAACCUUGUUCUCAUUCUUCGCUGCCAUCCCAUUGAUAUUCCAAACAGUGUAUCGUAUGUCCUUGGAAGUCUCUGGCUUGAUAUUUUUAGCUAUUGUCGUUGGAUGUCUAUUGGGUGUUAUGACGGUACUACUGUGCAAUGUCUUCUUUUAUCUCCCACAAGCUGCAAAGUUCCCAGGCAAGCAGAUCCCACCUGAGCAUCGCCUCUACCCUGCUCUCAUUGGCAGUGUUGGACUACCAAUAGGCCUCUUUUGGUUUGCCUGGACUGCAAGAGCCGAAAUAUCAUGGGCCAGUCCGACUCUUGCCCUCAUGGUCUUUGCAUGGGGAAAUUUGUGUGUUUUUGUCAGCACUACGAUGUAUUUCGUCGAUACUUACCAUGGGCUUACUGUUGCGAGCACAAUGAGUGCUAAUAGUUUAGCGAGAUACGUUCUUGCGGCUGCGUUUCCUCUUUUCACCAUUCAAAUGUAUACCAAACUCGGCACAGGUUGGGCCUCGAGCUUACUUGGCUUUAUCGCCAUUGCUCUGCUGCCCGUGCCUUGGGUCUUUUUUAAGGCUGGAAAGAAGCUGAGAUCACUUAGUAAAUAUGAAACAGCGGAGAGCCAGGGGUAA